UACCCCUGCCCCAGCCGCCUGGGAAAUAUCACAAUCGGUGUAAUGUUACAGCGAGGGAGGCCGUCAUUGAGAUAAAGAUUAUUCGCGCGACAGACAGCUACAACAGAACCAAUAUGAUUAUUAGGAUACGUCAUUUGAUGGUGGUAGCCUUGGUAGCUCCAAUUCUAGCACAAAACUGGCAAGUGGACAGUGAUACAUGCGGUCGACAGUAUGAGGGGUCGAGUACUAUGAUCGUCGGGGGGCAGAUGGCCGAUGAAUUUGAAUAUCCAUGGCAAGCGGCUUUCUACCGAGGUGGUCGCCGAAUCUGCGGUGCUUCGGUCAUCCACCCAGAAUGGAUCAUAACUGCAGCUCACUGCGUGGAUAUCAUCUUCGAGCCUGAGAUCUUCGAGUUCCGGGUGGGUUCUAAGAGUCUCGUCAACAGCACACAGGCAACCCAGAUGCGACAGGCUAUGGAAGUCUACGUCCAUCCUGACUACAACCCCUCAACUUAUGACAGUGACAUCGCUCUUUUCAAGAUGGCGAAAACUUUCAACAUCUGGGCCGAUUACGAGGUGAACACGGUGUGUUUGCCAAAGAAGAGUGAUGAGUCGAGGUUCAUGGCCGGUCAAGAUUCUGUCGUGACGGGAUGGGGUGCUCUGCAACAAGGAGGUCCAAGCCCGACCGAGUUAUAUGAAGUAACCGUCCCCAUCUACGACCAACACGAGUGCAACGUCUCGUAUUCAGGAGACAUCACCGACAACAUGAUAUGCGCCGGAGUAGCAGAGGGAGGAAUAGAUUCUUGCCAGGGUGACAGUGGAGGACCAAUGGUAGCCUACAAGAAUGGAACAUCAGACCAAUACUAUUUGAUUGGUAUUGUGAGUUGGGGAUUCGGAUGUGCUCAGCCGGAUUAUCCGGGCGUGUAUACCCGGGUAACCGAAUUUGAAGAUUGGAUCAGUCCCAUAUUCAAUGAUGGAAAACCGACUACUAAGGAUGGUACGUGUGAAGAGGAGGAGUUUUUAUGUCGAGGAGGAGAGUGUAUACCUGAUGUUUAUCGGUGUUCUGGACGAGGACAAUGUUAUCAUGAUACUGAUGAAGAAUUUUGUGAUGGACUCCUAAAGAUGUUCGAUGUCUUCUACUACGAGCGCAUCGACCCAUCAAAUAUUAGCCGAACAGACCUCAACCAGACAACGAAGGAACACUGCGCCAACACAUGCAUUGGCAUCGGAUGCGGGGCCUUUGACGUCAGUGUGGAAGAGGGUGGGUCUUAUAAAUGCGAGUUUGCCAUGGACGGCUUCGUCACCAUCGCAGAACCGAACGAUGUCAACAGAACAUUCAAUCACUUUGUUUUCCAGUCCCAAGAACCUGACUCUGAGUUUAACCAGGCGGCGGGUGUCAUUGGAUCACCAUCUUAUUUCGACACUUCUCCUGCGCCUGGCAAUCAAAGAUACACGUGGACCAUCUCCGUGCCUUUUACCGGCACUGACACGAUAAAGUUCACUAUCCUUCACGUACAAGGCAACGCAACUUGCAAGGACGUUGAUAGCAAUUUCGCACUUUUGUCCAUCGCUGGCGGCAGUGGCGUCGAGAAAACAUCCUUCUGUCUCAAUGAAAAUACAAUGGGAGCCGAAUUCAUGAUCAAGGGCACCGAUGCAAUCGUCGAGAUGAUGACGUCAGACUCGGCUGCUUUCGGAUUUCUCCUUGAGUACGAAGCAUUCUAUGAUUGCGACAAAGUUUAUACAGUUGCACCGGGUGUAGUGACGUCACCAAUGUACCCCGAGGAAUAUCCUAACAGUGUAUCCUGCACAACACAUCUCAUGGCACCAGAAGGUGAGGUGGUGUACUUUAGCUUUGAUGAGAUGAACGUGGAAGCCCAUCCUUCUUGUAUAUACGACUACGUGGCACUCUACGAUGGGCCAGACGAGAAUGCACCUCUCGUAGGCUACUACUGCGGAAGUAAGGUCCCGACGACGAAAUUCCAGUCUACAGGCCAGGACAUGUUUAUCAAGUUCUCUUCGGACGGGUCCGUGACGCUCACAGGAUUUAAAGCCAUUUUCGAUUUUGAUAUCGCACGCGAACCCACAGCGGACCCUAACAUUGCCGUCAUCAACUCCCUUGAAAGCGAACUGUCCGGGUACAAGUUUGGAAUGGCAGCAGCCUGUAUUUUGGGCGCCCUUCUUGUGAUGGUGAUAUCGGCAUCACUCUACACAGUCAACAAGCGUGACGCCAUGAACGCUGCCCGAGUGGAAGAGCUCCAAGCAGCCGCGGAGGAAACAAAGCCUGGGUACCACAAAAUCGAAGAUGUAGAGGAAACUGAGAGCCAUUACACACGGAUCACUGACAACCACAAGACUAACAGUAUCCCAAACUCAAAAGGUAGCCAUGGAACCCAAGCUAACAAGGCUGCUAUCAUAGCCGAGACCGGACACGUUGCCCAAGAGAAAGCAAAUGGGGAUGUCAACAGCAACGUCAAUGACGACGGAGGCGUCGUCAACAAGGGAUUCACUAAUGACGAGGGUCUGGCCGAAGAGGCAGCCGCCGCCGUGGCUGCUUUUGACGCUGCCGUUGUCGAAUCGAACGAAGGUGCACUGGACGACAAGGAAGGAGAUAACGCCGGAUACCAGACCAUCAUCGUCGCUGCCGACGUCACCCCUCCGCCAAAGGAGAAUACGGACAAUGCCUUCCCCCACCCACCACCAGCUGAUACUAGUAGUGUACCACCACCCCCAGAAGAGACGCCGCCACCACCCCCUCCAGAGGCUGAUGGUGCACCUUACGACGAAGAACGCUCAGCGCUGUAGUGCACGUUAGUCAAACCACCAUCGACUCGGAUCGGCGCAGAUAUGGGGGCGCUGUGCAAAACACUUCUGAAACUGCUUCAUCAAUUGAGGAUUCUACUUCUUGCAUUUUCACAUUGGAGUUAUAUCAGCCUAUAGAUAAACGAAAAUGGCAUGCCCCCUGUAAUGCGAUUAAU
Molecule: messenger RNA, 2950 nt
Organism: Lytechinus variegatus (green sea urchin)
Lineage: Eukaryota; Metazoa; Echinodermata; Echinoidea; Temnopleuroida; Toxopneustidae
Exons: 14
Coding region: 114-2777 (887 amino acids)
Biological process (GO): proteolysis; acrosome reaction
Molecular function (GO): protein binding; serine-type endopeptidase activity
Source: RefSeq, a predicted model, not a curated record